This is a messenger RNA of Paramacrobiotus metropolitanus, 2556 nucleotides long. RefSeq lists its product as uncharacterized. Bases 632 to 1945 code for a protein of 437 amino acids. The record is from RefSeq and is a predicted model, not a curated record. The transcript has 2 exons. Lineage: Eukaryota; Metazoa; Tardigrada; Eutardigrada; Parachela; Macrobiotidae.
UGUUGUUGGUUUUCCUUACUGUUCAUUGGUUGUUGUUCUCACCGUGUAACUGAGUGAUUCAUCCUUCUUUUUCUCUACACUUUUACCGGGUAAAUGUCUAAGAGAAUGGAACACACUUUCAUUUUGAGAAUCCUCUGAAUGGAUGCUUGCCACGCUUGCCUAGCUUGUAACCCGCUUGUCCUGCUUGUACGCUUGUUAAUUAAAUGCCUGAAAACGACGUUGCUUUGUUUGACUCCUCGGGAUGAUGCACCCAUCAUCCCGCUCGUCAUUGUCACUGUAAAACCACUUCCGAUUCACUGCUGAGCUUACGCCCGGCAGUGCCGACAUUUCCAUCAACAGCCGACACAACAUCGUGGUACGGUCAACACGCCAACCCACUAGAACGCCGGCACAACCGCCCGCGUUACAUGGCGCUCCUGGGUUAAAACCAGCCCGGAAGCUUCACAUCGCAACCAUUCCCACCAUCCCCACUCGCUCCACCGACUCUCCUUGUAGCCGGAUCAAGGCAGCCAAGCGCCUGAAUUGCCCGGCCCACAGACGCACUCCAAAGAGGAGCGUUCGCCCAUUCCAUACCGGACCGGAAAUCCCGUCCUACCUGCAGCAUUACAAGAUUCCACGACUGCAGUUAGCAAUGGACACUGACGCAAAUGCCCAGGCUGAACAAGCAGCAUCAGAGCCAGCACGGCAAAGUACUUCUACUGACUCGUCGCACCCACAUCAUGAAGAAGCUACUGAUAAUGAACGAGACGUUCUUCAAAUGGAUGGCUAUGACGACGGUAGUUUUGAUGCGCCUGAAGACCAUCACACGCCUUUACCAACCGACGAGCUCGCACAUGAGCUGCACACAGUCGCUCCACCACCACGUCGUGUUGUGUUGGAAGACGAAGACGUCGCGCAUACAGAAGAUGACACCGCGGACUACCACGGUCAAUCCAUGCAGUUCACUUCCGCCAACCGCAGUAAGCACCGUUUCCGUAAUGGGCAACAGCAGCACGCACAGCGCCCUUCACACAGUAAUAUUGUUCAGCGCCAGCCGCCGAACGCUGCCGCGUCGCACGCGCCAUCCCGCCCCGCUAAAGGCACACCCGCCAGACCACCACCAGAUAAUAUCCGGUAUUUCUAUACCGGCCCCCGUCAGCGCGCCGAUGACCCACAGAGUCAAUUUGACAAUCCUUACAUCGGACAGCACGUCAAAACGUCAGACUACAAUAUACACAUUAGAAAUCUUAAUCAUGCCAUUAGUACUGGUCAGUAUGCUCGACCGCCUCGCACACAGGCCGAGCACAAUAUGCAAGUCGCUGAGCGCCGCCUCUUGGAAAGCACUUCCUCUUUUCUGACAAGUUUACGCGACAACGUUAAUAAUCUGAAUGACAACAAGUACUGUUCGUUUCCUGUGCCCAUGUGUACCGUCUUGAGACCCCACUAUUUCCAAUCUUGGCGUUUUGACAAGUUCAGCAGAUCACCGUGGAUCAAAUACCCUUCUGACGACAACACAUGGCGAUACGAGCACCGCACAGGCUUUGUGUACCGCUAUGAUCGUAACAACAAUCGUUUCGUACAAACCGAACAGUCUCCGCGUUACUUUAACCCUUAUCGUUACUUCCCCAUCGAUCUCCCUUUCUGGCCAAGUGAAAUCAUGUGGGAUGGUACGUAUUCUCCUGAAGGCCGCAACGAUGCACUCGAUAUGUGGCACGCGUAUGACGACAACAGAGCACGCAAACUGAAUGUACCCAUUUGCAAUCAAGUACUGCCAUUUGUGGAACUACCGGACGUCGCUCUUGGUCAGCAUAUGAACCGAGAUGUUGCAUCAAUCCUGGACAAGCGAGGAAUUCCUAACUACAGCGAAUCGGACAUCUACCGGAUGCCUCAGCCUACCGUGAGGGACCCAAAUCAGCGGAUCCGUGAGUUGGAGGACAAGCUGGCCUACUACGAAAGUCUCCAUUAACCGGACCUUCUGCUCCCGCUGCCAUCAUCACCUUUAAUAGUACACACCGUACCGUGGCGCCGCACCAGUCCCUUUCCCCUCCGGACACGCCAUGCAAGCACAACCAGUAUUUAACCGCAUUUAACCAUUUUCAUUUUCCUUCUUAAAUUUCCUUUCUUUUGUAUUGUCUUGAUGAGACAGGUAUAUCUCAUCGCUACCGUGAGGGAUGUAACGAGAGUAAUCGAAUGACCGCCUUGUUUACAGUGUUGUUGGUUUUCCUUACUGUUCAUUGGUUGUUGUUCUCACCGUGUAACUGAGUGAUUCAUCCUUCUUUUUCUCUACACUUUUACCGGGUAAAUGUCUAAGAGAAUGGAACACACUUUCAUUUUGAGAAUCCUCUGAAUGGAUGCUUGCCACGCUUGCCUAGCUUGUAACCCGCUUGUCCUGCUUGUACGCUUGUUAAUUAAAUGCCUGAAAACGACGUUGCUUUGUUUGACUCCUCGGGAUGAUGCACCCAUCAUCCCGCUCGUCAUUGUCACUGUAAAACCACUUCCGAUUCACUGCUGAGCUUACGCCCGGCAGUGCCGACAUUUCCAUCAACAGCCGACACAACAUCGUGGUACGGUCAACAC